Epithele typhae is the source of this 1338-nucleotide messenger RNA. Its product is annotated as mannose-1-phosphate guanylyltransferase. Bases 1 to 1338 code for a protein of 445 amino acids. Gene Ontology annotation, molecular function: mannose-1-phosphate guanylyltransferase (GTP) activity. The record is from RefSeq and is a predicted model, not a curated record. NCBI's taxonomy places the organism in Eukaryota, Fungi, Basidiomycota, Agaricomycetes, Polyporales, Epitheliaceae. Gene Ontology annotation, biological process: GDP-mannose biosynthetic process. The transcript has 10 exons.
AUGAGUCUCCUCUUGCUUCCCACUGCGACGCACCUGCCCGGCACCAUGGCCACCCCCGUCCAGCCUUCCUUUGCGCCCGUCACGGUCCCCGGCGGGCCUGCCGUCGAUAUCAUGUUCCGGCAGAUCCUUGAAGCCGUUCACAAAUCCAGCCUGGAAAUCGCAGAGCUGCGCUCAGAGUGCCACGAACUUCGUCAAUCCAAUGCGAGUCUUGAACGUCAGGUCAAGGAGGGUCUGAUGAACAACAAUGGUUCGAGACUCGGAACCCCGGGCUUCCAAACUCCCGCGCCAGGCAGCCCUCAACUCCGCGCGAAGUCCCCAUUCCUCACUCCGGGAAACAUCUCCUCACUCGCCGUACCCCCCACCUUCUAUGUUCCCUCUCCUCUAAGCGACAACUCGCUCACACAGUUCCCAUUCGGCAUCCGCGAAAUCCCUGGAUUCUGGGUUGUUAUCCCCGCCGGCGGUGCUGGCACGCGUCUCUGGCCGCUUUCGCGAGAAGGCCACCCCAAGUUCCUGCUUGACCUCACACUCAAGGGCCGCUCGCUCAUCCAGGCAACUUGGGACCGUCUCAUCCCCCUUUCCUCCCCCGCACGUACCGCCAUCCUCCCCGAUCUCCUGCUGUCCAACCUUCUGUGCGAGCCAAGCGCGAAGGAUUCGAUGGCCGCCAUCGGUCUCGCUGCAGCUGUGCUUGCGGCUCGCGACCCGGAGGCGAUCAUUGGUUCGUUCGCGGCGGACCACAUGAUUUCCGGCGACGACGCGUUCCUGUCUGCGGUGGCGGAGGCGGUCGAAGUCGCGAAGAAGGACUACCUUAAGCUCGGGAUGAGUGAUGCGCCCAAUGCGCGACUCGUUUCGAGCUUCAAGGAGAAGCCGGACGCGCGCACGGCGGCGGCGUACAUCAAGACGGGUAACUACCGCUGGAACGCCGGAAUGUUCGUCACCCGCGCGGCGUUCCUCAUGGACCUCUUGAAGGAGUACAAGCCGAGUUGCACGAAGAGCCUCCGGCAGUCCGUGCUUGAUGAGGUGUGGCCCACUCUUGAGAAGAUCGCCAUCGACAAUGCUGUCGCGGAGCCCGCUGCCAUGGACCGUAAGGUCGCGGUCGUUCCCGCCACGUUCGGUUGGGACGACGUCGGAGAUUUCUCUUCUCUCGCCGACCUCAUCCCUGCCGAGUCGAACCAACCCCGCAUUCUCGGAGAUAGCGGCCUCGUCGUCACCGAGCAAGCUGCUGGCGGCAUCGUCGUGCCUGCGUCCGGUCGGCUCGUUGCCAUGCUCGGUGUGGAUGACAUCGAAGUUAAGCGCCUUGUCAAGAAGUGCCGUGAAGCGGGCUGGAAGCAGCUCCUCUAA